Messenger RNA from Phyllopteryx taeniolatus (common seadragon), 1582 nucleotides. RefSeq lists its product as uncharacterized. Bases 82 to 879 code for a protein of 265 amino acids. Gene Ontology annotation, biological process: response to bacterium. NCBI's taxonomy places the organism in Eukaryota, Metazoa, Chordata, Actinopteri, Syngnathiformes, Syngnathidae. The record is from RefSeq and is a predicted model, not a curated record. The transcript has 4 exons.
CUCGCAACGCUUUGCAACCCGUAAACCUCCUCGUGACUGAGUGCAAAGGCGACAGUCGUGCAAGGACGACGACCUGUCACGAUGACGGCCAGGCUGACUGCUCUCCUGCUCCUCAGCACGUCGCAUCUGAUCCAAGCGUUGCAACCAGUGUCUCUGGUCACGGCGGAAGUUGGGGUUAACGUCACUUUCGUAUGCCCACGCUCCGAGAAUAUGGGAGACAUAUUUUACUGGUACAAGAUGAAGGUCGGAUAUAUGAUCCAAACAAUCGUGGAGGGCUACUUUGGAGAACUGUCCCUUCGAGGUCAGUUUAAGAACGGCAGAUUCGCAAGCACGCGUGUGGGUAACGCUUACAUUUUAAACAUCGCAAACGUGAGCAAAGAAGACGAAGCGACGUACACCUGCCAAGCUGGGACAUCGUACAACAUGAAGUUUAUUGACAGCGCGCAUUUGCUUGUGAAAGAUCCCACACACAAGACCUUCUAUGUAAAGCAAAUCCCGCGAGAAAAGUCCGUCGACGCAGGCCAAUCGGUGACGCUCCAGUGUUCGAUUCUCUCGGAGAGCAAGGGGAACGUCAGCCAGUGUCCAAACGAAUGCAGCGUCUACUGGUUCAAAUCCGGAUCAGGAGACGCUUACCCGCACAUCAUUUACACAGACAGAGAUAAAGAAAAGGCCAAAGGGAGUUGUGUCUACCAUCUGUCCAAACUCAUACAGAACUCUUCUGAUACUGGGAUAUACUACUGUGCUGUGGCAACAUGUGGACAGAUCCUGUUUGGCCAAGGAACAAAUGUGGAGACGCGACAAGAUCUGAAACCAGUAGGCAUCGUGCUCGGGGCUCUGCUCGCCUCCUCCGUGAUUGUGGUCGCGGUUGUCAUGGUCUAAGCUCCUUGGAUUUAUAUUUUCAUAUUCGUGUUAUUUUAUAUUUCAGUAAAAGCUUGAAAAUGGUAAAUUCAAGACGUAAUGAGUUCAACUGUCCUCAUUCAGCUCACAUUUGUUUUUCUAAUGUGGGUUUUCAUUCCUGGGUCCCUACAUGUGACUAAUGGCGGAUCUAAUUCGGCCACAAAUUCAAUAUUCAGUGGUGCCUUGAGAUGCGAGUGACCUAACUUAUGAGUUCUUCAUUGGAGUUUUUGCUUUAACUUACAGCCGCUGUAUGGUGGCAGUGAUCUCAACUCGACUCACAAUAAUACUUUGGCAAAUAAUGAACAAUUCUUCUUCAAAAAAAAAAAAAAAGUCUUCAUGCUGUUUAAGGGUACCAACAGUUGAAUUUAAUCUCAAACUAAACAUAAAACAAAGAGAAUUACACAUGUUUCAGUAUUAUUAAGAGUACAAGCUGUACGAACCCAUUGAGGGUUCUUUGCAUUAACCAGGUCAAUUCUAAAGAGAUCACUGGUGAAUAAAUUGGAACGUGGACAUCAAAUUAGAUUGAUAGAUGAUAGAUAGAUAACGAUGUCAACAAAAAUUGAUUGUUAAGAGUUCAAUGUCAGAGCUAAUAUGUAGCCAUUUUCCAUGGUUUUCUUGAUAAUAACCAAAAUCACCGGGAAUACAAUUAAGCAUGUCAAAUAGAAUAAAGUAUUAUGGAACCAGC